AGGAGCAGGAGGGGAGGGAGGGGAGCGGCGCGGGGAGGAGUCUGCAAACUUUCGCUUCGAGGGCAUUGUGGGAAGCAGCCAUGGUCUGAGACGGGCACCUCACCUGUCAGCCGCUCCGGCUCCUGCGCUCGCCUCUCGCCCUCGCGUCCACAGCGCUCCUCUCUCGCCGGCCGCGGACGGCGGCGGCCCGGCCACCAUGGUUGUACAGAUUGGCUCUAGGGAGGUGAUGGGAAGGGAUAAAAAGUCUGACUCGUGUUUCAUGAGAAGCACUGUAGCGUGGUGGACAUGGGCUGGAUACUACGUCUGAUUUUACUCACUUCCUUUGUGGUCUUGACGAAAAGAUGAGGCCCAGAGAGGGGAGCUGACCGCUGAUUCAGUGUCACACCUGCCCUGGAAUUCCCACUGAGCCAUGCUGCCCCCGUGAAAGAGAAACUGGUGGGGAAGGAGUGCGUGUGACCCACCACAGACGGGUGAUGCGGUUCAAAGAGUCAGGAGGGAAGAUACAUUUCAUAUUGCUCUUCAGUCGACAAGGGAAAUUACGGCUGCAGAAAUGGUACACUACUCUCCCUGACAAGGAAAGGAAGAAGAUCACCCGGGAAAUUGUUCAGAUUAUUCUCUCUCGUGGUCAGAGGACAAGCAGUUUUGUUGACUGGAAGGAGCUAAAACUUGUUUAUAAAAGGUAUGCUAGUUUAUAUUUUUGCUGUGCAGUAGAAAAUCAGGACAAUGAGCUCUUGACGCUAGAGAUUGUGCAUCGUUAUGUGGAGUUGCUGGACAAGUACUUUGGAAAUGUCUGCGAGCUAGAUAUUAUCUUUAAUUUUGAAAAGGCUUAUUUCAUCCUGGACGAGUUUAUAAUAGGUGGAGAAAUUCAGGAAACAUCCAAGAAAUCUGCUGUCAAAGCCAUUGAGGAUUCUGAUAUGUUACAGGAGACAAUGGAAGAAUACAUGAAUAAGCCUACAUUUUAACCAAACACCUACUUGAUGACUCCAAGUGCUGCAUAUUAUGAACCUGUAAAUAAGCAGUGCCUUGCAUCCACUUAUUCGACAGAGCCUCUGGCACCACGCCGAAAAUACCUUAAAAGGGAUUUUUUUGUUAACUAGCAAAAAUUAAAAUUGUUUAACAUGUUUAUCAUUAUUCCUGUCUGUAUUAUACUGUAUAUGACUACUUGGAUGUUAAAAGAACUGCUUCAUAGCUCAAUAGGCUGAAUGUUUGCAAUGUUUUAACUCCAUGUCAUAUUUUUUAGCUAAUUUAAAUAAAUUUAUUGCAAUAUGUUUGGUUGCAUUUGAUCCUCUACUGACAGGAAGAAAACUGUAUUGUCAUAAUGCAUGAUUUUGAAUGUAAAGUACGUCUUGUAUUAAUAAUACUUUUUCUCAAUGUUUAGCUUUUUGAAUUGUAUAAUGAUUCAAAAUUAUGUUAAUAGUUCAGAGUUCAUACAUGAUGCUAAGACAUUUUUAAUACACUUAAUACUGUAAUUUCAGUCCAGAUACAGUGUAUCUGAUUUUAAUGUCCUGAAUUCAUUAAUUUUUCAGGGCUGGAAUUAAGGACAACAACCAAAGAUAGUAUAGGACUUAAGUGUUUUUGAUGCCUUGGAAGCUGCUAUCUAGGCUGAGGUUUUAAUUUUGCCUUUUAAUUGAAUAUAAGGGGCAUUCCAAUACGGUUGUGUUUUCUACAAACUCUAUGUAUUUAUUAAGGUUUUGAGACAUCUGAAAAAGUGUCUAUAACUUCCUUUACUAUAAAAAUAGUAUAAUAAAGAUUAAGAACAGUAGGAAUAAUAAUUAUCAGUACUACUAUUUUAAUAAUCUUUUGUGUUACAAGCACCCUUAGUUGCUUGAGAGAUUUUUGUUUUCAGUAUGUUUUCACGUGUAUCUAAUAUAUUUGAAGACACUGUUUAUUAGGCUUACCUGGAGCAUUUAAUAUUAUUGCAGCCUAUGUAGUAGGUGCCUUUCCUCCUUUUUCUUUCCUCAUCUCCCAAAGAAAAUAUUUGCUGCUGACUGUUAUUACUGUGAGUAUGUCACAUUCAUGCUUCCUGGAAUGACAGUUCUAUAUCAUCAGGUAGCACAAGUGAUCAGACAUCCUAGGGAAAUAGCUUGCACUAUUCUGUCUGGUGGCCCACUUUUGAUGUCUUACCUGUGCAUUUUCAGUGUUAGUUUUGAGGUCAAAUAUCAUAUUGCAGUGGUUAGGGCCCCUCUGGUAUUCUUCGUAAGAGAAGAGUGUGCUUGCUGUUGGAGAAUCCAACAUGAGGGAAAAAAGUCCUCUUUGAUUCAUCUUGCUAGACAUAUUGGCAAGACAAGAGUGGAAGAACAUGAGGAAAAAUUGACCAACUCCAAAAUAUAACCAUUUUUAGAAGGAAAUAAGUCAGAUUUGUUUAUGAUGUAAUUAUGGGGCUUUUAAUAUUUAAUAUUUCCUCCAGUUAAUCAUGUAUUUACAGUUGGGGCAUCAGAUUGAAGUGUGUCAUUUUUAUCACUUUGUUUACUUUAGAUCUUCGAUUUCGUGCUUCAGUUUUUUUUUUUAAUAUGGCAGAACUCUUUAUUUUAAAAAACCUUGUGUAAGGAUAAACUUUAUGUAAAUUGCUCUCUUUUUCUGGUUCUUUGGAAGUUCAUCCAGAAUUCCGCCAUUUUUGGAUGAAGGUAUUGAUUGAACCUCAUUCAGAUGUACUGCACAUAUUUGGGGAAUUCCAUGCUGGACACCGUCUAGCUGUAGAUGGGGUUCCUCAGACUUCAUGUCAGCAGCCAUGCAGUGUGAACAUAACUAUAUGGCACUCGGGUAAAUUCAAGGGAUUUGGGGGAAUCUUACAUGGAUUUUGGUGGAAAUAAUCAUUGUGUUUUCUUUAUAUCAGAUAAUUAUAAUAAAACUAUCAGGGGAAAGUAAAGAUAAUAAAUAUUAAACUUGUAUAAAACUUCCAAAUAAAAAUAUUUUUAAGUUUUUUAUAUGGGAAUUUGAGUGUGUUUUUAUGAAUAUAAUUUUGUUUAAAAAAAUCAGAUUUUGGGACUUCCUUGGCGGUCCAGUGGUUAAGAUUUUGUCUUCCAAUGUAAGGGGUGUGGGUUCAAUCCCUGGUCUGGGAGCUAAGAUCCCACAUGCCUGGCGACCAAAAAACCAAAACAUAAAACAGAGGCAAUAAGUAACAAAUUCAAUAAAGACUUUAAAAAUAGUCCACAUCAAAAAAAAAAAAAAUGUCUAAAAGAAACCAGAUUUUAUGCUGGAAAUUGCUACCCAUAAUUUCCUGGUGAAGUCUUUCUAAUAUAACCUCUUACUUUUCCAGGCAAUACCAUCAAGGAGCAACUUCAUAAGCAGGUGACAGCAAAUGAGAGAAGAGAAUUUAUUGUUUUGCUCCUAUUGGCUUUUUUCUCACCAUUUACCCACAUUUUGAUAAUUUGAUCUACUUUCAUGUGGUUAGUGACUCAAUCAAGUCUUUCAAUCUAUUAACUCCUUUUCUUUCAUUAACAAAAGUAAAGUUGACAUUUCUUAUGAUAAAUCAAGUGAAUUUUUAAUUCAAACUUUUUCCCAUAUCAAGUCUCCUAAAACAGUAUAAAACUUUUUCAUCAAACAUACACAGAUGUUGUUCUUCUACACCUAGUAAUUCUUGUAACACC
Hippopotamus amphibius kiboko is the source of this 3587-nucleotide messenger RNA. It is a transcript of the gene AP1S3, whose product is annotated as adaptor related protein complex 1 subunit sigma 3. Gene Ontology annotation, molecular function: clathrin-cargo adaptor activity. Gene Ontology annotation, biological process: vesicle-mediated transport; intracellular protein transport. The transcript has 7 exons. The record is from RefSeq and is a predicted model, not a curated record. The coding region runs from base 474 to 962 and encodes 162 amino acids. NCBI's taxonomy places the organism in Eukaryota, Metazoa, Chordata, Mammalia, Artiodactyla, Hippopotamidae. Gene Ontology annotation, cellular component: intracellular membrane-bounded organelle; AP-1 adaptor complex; membrane coat.